Saccharomycopsis crataegensis is the source of this 1851-nucleotide messenger RNA. It is a transcript of the gene NOC4, whose product is annotated as ribosome biosynthesis protein NOC4. Gene Ontology annotation, biological process: ribosome biogenesis. The record is from RefSeq and is a predicted model, not a curated record. Gene Ontology annotation, cellular component: small-subunit processome; Noc4p-Nop14p complex; nucleolus. Lineage: Eukaryota; Fungi; Ascomycota; Saccharomycetes; Ascoideales; Saccharomycopsidaceae. The transcript has a single exon. The coding region runs from base 1 to 1851 and encodes 616 amino acids.
AUGGCCUCUCCAAAAAAUUCUGUGUCAAAGUCUUCCAAGAGUGAUAAGCUAUCCAAUAAAGCUUCUUCAAAGCAAAAAAAACUGGUUCAGAAAGUAAAGGAACAACCGAAACAAGUCUUUAGUGUUGAAGAGAUCAAAACCAUUUAUCAGCAGGUAAAGACCUCGACAAAGAAUCUCAAUGAUAUAGUGAAGUUACUUGACCAAUUAACUGAAUUGUCCAAAUCACAUAACGAGAUCCUAGCACAUGAAGAAGAAGCUCGGCUUUUGAUUAUUUCAUUACUUAAGGUAUUUGAACAUUUCAUAAAGCUGAAGACCUUGAGGUACUCCAUCAAGAAAGAAACCAAUGAUAACAAGGUUGUGCUCAACAAGUGGUUGAAAUCUAAAUAUGAUUUGUUCAAAAAAACACUAUUGAGCCUUAUCAGUGAAUUUGUUUCAGAUAAUGACAUUCUUAUUGAUGCAUUGGAAGGGUACUUCCAAUUAAUGAAGCUUGAAGCUACCACUUGGGCUCCAAAAAAUGAGGCACAUUUCCCUGGUCAGAUGUACGAAACUCUUGUGAAGACAUUGAUAUUCGAUAGCAAAAAUGGGAAAAUUUUGGAAGAUGGGACCACCGACAGUAUUUUAAUAGAAUUCUUCACCAGUAAUUAUUUGAAUAAGUGCAAAGAUUUGAAAUUCUACUUUUUGAGUCUGAUGAUCAAUCUUUUAGAACAAGAGAAACAAAAAUUAGGCGGAAAAAGUUUUAAAACUGUAUAUUCCAAGUGGUUAACUAUUAUGCAAGAAGAUUAUUUCCAUUCAAUUUUCUAUGGAACCAAUGAUGAUAAUAAAAAAGAUGCUAAGAUUGAUACAAAAUCUAAAAAUAAUAAAGAUGAUGAAGAUGAAGAUGACUUUGGAUUUUCUGAUGACGACGACGAUUCAGUUGUUGAUGCUUCAGAUGACGAGGAAUUGGAAUUGACUGAUACUUUUGUACCAAAGCCACCACAAGCUAUUCAAAAGUUUGCCACCUAUAAGUCGCUUUUCACCAAAAAUUGGUUGAGCAUUCUUUCGAUUCCAGGGAUUGAAUCUGCUCAAUUGAAAACCACUUUAAAUAUUCUUCACAAGAGAAUUAUUCCAUACAUGAUUAAGCCUGAACAGUUAAUGGACUUUUUGACUUAUUGCUAUGAUAACGGCGAGUCAAUUAUUAUAGAGAUUUUGGCGAUCAAUGGGCUUUUCCAAUUAAUGCAAAAGAGGAAUCUCGAGUACCCACAAUUUUACGAAAAAUUGUAUGAUUUCUUCAAGAAACCAGAGAUUCUUUCCAAUAAGUAUAGAUCGAGAUUCUUUAGAUUGGUGGAUUUAUUUUUAUCAUCUACACACUUACCUGCAUCGAUUGUUGCUUCAUUCAUCAAAAGAAUGGCGAGACUCGCAAUCUUCAAUAACCCUGGUGGGAUUGUUAUUGUCAUGCCAUUCAUUUACAAUCUUUUGAAAAAACACCCAAGUUGUAUGAUUUUGAUUCAUAAUCCUUUGCUUAGUGACGAGGAAUUGGAAAAUUAUGAAGAUCCUUUCAAUAACGAUGAAACCGAUCCACUUUUAACUAAUGCGAUUGAGUCGUCGCUAUGGGAAUUGGAAACGUUAGCUAGCCACUACCAUCCGAACGUGGCUACUUUGGCUAAAAUCUUCUCUAAUCCUUUUACCAAAACUAGCUACAACAUUGAAGAUUUCUUAGAUUGGAAUUACAAGGGUUUACUCGAGAGUGAGCGGACCAGACGUAUCAAAGGAGACCAUAUGAUGGCUAUUGAGUUUGAAGAAUGGGACAGUGCUUUUAAGGGCAAAGAGGAGAACGAAGAAAGUAGAUGCUAUAUAGAUAGCUGGAGAUUGUGA